AUGGCCACCGCCGAAAAGACCCAAGAACAGCAGAAGCAAUUCCACGUCCCUGACGACGCAGAGUACUCGUCCGGCGAUGAGGACUACGAUAGUGCCGACGACUACGACGAGGAAGAGGAAGUGCCGCAGAAGAACAACCGCCAGCGGCGACGCCGGCCAUUGCAGAAGGCCCCCAAGGACGAAGAAGUCUACUCCGAUGAUGACUAUGCCUCGGACGAAUACGACGACGAUGAUUAUUACUCGGAUGAAGAUGAUGAUAUGGUGCAGGGCAAGGCCAUGCAGCCCUACAGCCAACAGGGCAAUAUGGAUAUGAGCCAGCCCACCGGUGGAAUGAAUUUCGCGCCGAGACCGGAGCAGAAGAGUAUCCUCGACGAGGAGGGCAUGAAGUUGAAGCUGGAGCUGAAUCUCGAGAUUGAGAUCGAGCUCAAGGCUCGCAUUCAUGGCGAUUUGACCAUAGCACUCAUGUAA
Molecule: messenger RNA, 468 nt
Organism: Penicillium lagena
Lineage: Eukaryota; Fungi; Ascomycota; Eurotiomycetes; Eurotiales; Aspergillaceae
Exons: 1
Coding region: 1-468 (155 amino acids)
Source: RefSeq, a predicted model, not a curated record